This is a messenger RNA of Pimephales promelas (fathead minnow), 2365 nucleotides long. Lineage: Eukaryota; Metazoa; Chordata; Actinopteri; Cypriniformes; Leuciscidae. The record is from RefSeq and is a predicted model, not a curated record.
GACGAUGACGUCUGCUUUUAUUGAGGGAUCACGUUGUUUAGAAAGGGAAAGUUUUAAGCAGGAGAUACAGGAGUAAAAUCAGGUGCACCUUCGAUAGAUUCUGAUUUUCGUCUAUUUUGACUUUAUUCUUAUAUUCAACGCGUCUACGGUUUAUCUUCAGAUUACUGUGAUUAAACAGACGAAUCUUUUUCUCCGGAAUGUUGACUAUUAUUGUGGCUUUACUGGUGAAUCUCUUCAUAGAGACUUCUGAGUCGUUCACUGUUGUGGUUCCUCGUGAUCAGACAGUGGCUCGUGUCGGGUCCACAGUCACUCUGCCCUGCUGGAUCUCUCCUCCUGAGAACGCUGAAGUUCUGGAGAUCCGCUGGUACCGUCAGGACCAGUUCAGCAACCCUGUUCUCCUCUAUCAGAAUGGGAAGACCAUCCAGGAGGAAUCGUACAGGAACCGAAGCUCACUGACUCUGUGGUCGGAUCAGUCUGGUGGACUGAAGAAUGGAGACGUCUCUCUACGGCUGGAGAAACUCAGGAUUCAGGAUGAAGGUUCAUUUCACUGUUAUGUCAGUGGAGAAAGUGUGUAUGACAGCGGAGAGGUGGUUCUCAAAGUCAUUGAUCCACCAGAUUCAUCAGAUCCAUGGAUGGCUCUUUUCAUCAUCGCCUUCAUCUGUGUUCUGGGCUUGAUUGGGUUUAUCCUGUACAAAUACAGACUUAAACUAACAGUUUGUGACGAUGAAACUAUGGAGAGUCUGACAAAAGUUCGUGAUGAUGAAUCUAUGGAGAGAGAGACAAAAGAAGAUGCGGGCAGUUCUUCAUGGUGUGCUGGGGCUGCUGCUCCACAUGUCCAUUCACAGCCAUCAGAGACUGUGAAAGACACAAAUACGGAAGAACAGAAGAAAGAUACAGUAGGUGAACAAGACUCAUCAAACCAAGAAGAGAAACCCACAGGAUUGAGUCCUGACCAGACUAGUCCUUCAGCAGAUGAGGGCAGUUCUUCAUCGUGUGCUGGGGCUGCUGCUCCACAUGUCCAUUCACAGCCAUCAGAGAGGAAGAAAACCAUUAAAAAAAUUUGUGAAGAUGAAACUAUGGAGAGUCUGACAAAAGUUCGUGAUAAUGAAUCUAUGGAGAGAGAGACAAAAGAAGCUGUGAAAGACACAAAUACGGAAGAACAGAAGAAAGAUACAGUAGGUGAACAAGACUCAUCAAACCAAGAAGAGAAACCCACAGGAUUGAGUCCUGACCAGACUAGUCCUUCAGCAGAUGCGGGCAGUUCUUCAUGGUGUGCUGGGGCUGCUGCUCCACAUGUCCAUUCACAGCCAUCAGAGAGUGUGGGAGACACAAAUAUAGCAGAACUGAGGAAACAUGCAGUUCAGAUCACUAUUGAUCCUAAACGUUCACAUCCAGGUCUGAUGGUUUCUCCAGACGGUAAAACAGUGAGAGACGCUCCAGAUUAUAAACACACUGGAGAGGGAUUUCCAUAUGAAUUAUGUGCAGUUGGAGCUCAAAGAUAUAAAUCUGGCCGUCGCUAUUGGGAGGUAGAGUUGGCAUUAGAAGAUAAACCUCCUAAAAACUACUGGUUAAUUGGUGUGACGAAACAUGGAAAUUUUCGUAUGAAAAACAGAUCUGCUGUAACUCCAUCAAACCAUAGCUGGUUCUUGUGUUCAGACGGUCCUAAUGGCUUUUACACCAGCUCUGAUCCUAAAUGUGAUCCAUCAGUUUCUCUCUCACUGACGCCGAGACCCGAACGACUGGGAGUUCUGUUAGAUUAUGGUGAAGGUCAGCUGUCAUUUUACAAUGUCAAAGAGAGGAAACAUGUGCUGACCAUGAACAUCAGAUUCCCUGGAGCAGUCGAUCCGCUGUUUAAUCCAGGGGUCGGAGAUCAGAGUUCACUUAUGAUUCUGGAUUGUCCAGAACCUGUAGAAACACCUGUAGAGUCCAGUGAACCUUUACUGAGGAACAGCUCAGACGCCUGACUGACCAAUCCUGUGUGUUCAGGCCGAAUGAAGCUCGUGCAGAUCCAGACACAGAUGCUUCUCCCUCUUUCCCAUCGUUACACAUCAGAGUCGAUCAGAGGACGAACAUGAGACGACUGAAGGAAAAUGCUAUAAAACCCAAAUGGGUGGAAAUAUGGAUGAGGAAAGUGUCGGUUCUCAGCAGCAUCUCGACUGAAGUCUAAACUUGUAUAUUAUGAAUAUUGGCUCUUAUACGAUAAACUCGUUCUUCAUUUGUAAGUCACUGAUAAAAGCCUCUGAUUAUGAAUGUUAAUCCAAAUCUUCAGCCUUACAGGAGGAACAAGACUUAAAGGGUCUCAAAAUGCUCAAAAAUAUGAUUUACUUUUUACUGUAUUUUGAUGGAGAAACAUGAUGUCUAAAAU